Peromyscus eremicus (cactus mouse) is the source of this 7615-nucleotide messenger RNA. It is a transcript of the gene Nav3, whose product is annotated as neuron navigator 3. The transcript has 37 exons. Gene Ontology annotation, molecular function: ATP binding; protein binding; ATP hydrolysis activity. The record is from RefSeq and is a predicted model, not a curated record. Gene Ontology annotation, biological process: nervous system development; neurogenesis. The annotation marks the transcript as partial. NCBI's taxonomy places the organism in Eukaryota, Metazoa, Chordata, Mammalia, Rodentia, Cricetidae.
UACAACUGUUUCCUCUGGAGCUGUGACUUCUUUAGCUGGAAUGUGAUCCCGAACAGUUUCCCUUUGAGUCUCGCAUUUGCCUUGAGCAGUUUUCUUGUCUCUCUUCUCCGACACCCCAAUCUGACUUUCUUCUCUCUCUGUCUUCAACAGAUCUACACUGACUGGGCCAACCACUACCUGGCUAAAUCUGGACACAAGCGGCUGAUUAAGGAUUUGCAGCAGGACAUUGCAGACGGGGUCCUUCUGGCAGAGAUCAUCCAGAUCAUUGCAAAUGAGAAAGUUGAAGAUAUCAAUGGAUGUCCUAGAAGUCAUUCUCAGAUGAUUGAAAAUGUUGAAGUCUGCCUUAGUUUUCUAGCAGCCCGAGGAGUAAAUGUCCAAGGCCUAUCGGCUGAAGAAAUAAGAAAUGGAAACUUAAAAGCCAUCCUAGGGCUGUUUUUCAGUUUGUCUCGCUACAAGCAGCAGCAGCACCAUCAACAGCAGUAUUAUCAGUCCCUGGUGGAACUUCAACAGCGAGUGACUCACACUGGUCCACAGUCGGAAGCCAGUCAGGUCAAAACCCAGCAAGAUAUGCAGUCUAGUCUGACAGCCAGAUAUGCAUCUCAGUGUAAUCAGAGUGGAGUUGCAACCAGUCAGAAAAAGCCUACUAGGCUUCCCGGGCCCUCUAGGGUGCCAGCUGCCAGCAGCAGCAACAAGGCUCAAGGAGCCUCCAAUCUGAAUAGGAGAAGUCAGAGCUUUAACAGCAUUGACAAAAACAAGCCUCCCAAUUACACAAAUGGAAACGAAAAAGAUUCCUCCAAAGGACCUCAACCAUCUUCAGGUAUAAAUGGAAACACACAGCCUCCCAGCACUGCUGGGCAACCCCCAGCCUCUGCCAUCCCUUCCCCAAGUGCCAGCAAGCCCUGGCGCAGCAAGUCCAUGAAUGUCAAGCACAGUGCCACCUCCACCAUGCUGACGGUGAAGCAGUCAAGCCCAGCCACCUCCCCAACUCCAUCUUCAGACAGACUGAAGCCCCCUGUCACAGAAGGGGUCAAAAGCACUCCCUCGGGACAGAAAUCGAUGCUUGAAAAGUUCAAGCUGGUCAAUGCCCGGACUGCGUUGCGCCCCCCUCAGUCUACCAGUUCAGGACCUAGUGAUGGUGGGAAGGAUGAUGAUGCCUUUUCUGAAUCUGGAGAAAUGGAAGGGUUUAAUAGUGGUCUGAACAGCGGUGGUUCAACCAACAGCAGUCCCAAAGUGUCACCUAAAUUAGCCCCUCCAAAAGCAGGAAGCAAAAAUCUCAGCAAUAAAAAGUCUUUGCUGCAGCCAAAAGAAAAGGAGGAAAAAAACAGGGACAAAAAUAAAGCCUGCACUGAAAAGGCGGGAAAGGAAGAGAAGGACCAGGCGACGGAGACGGCUCCGAAAAAGACCUCUAAGAUCGCAAGCUUGAUCCCAAAGGGCAGCAAGACCGCCGCCGCUAAGAAAGAGAGCUUAAUUCCAUCAUCCAGUGGGAUUCCAAAGCCAGGCUCAAAGGUGCCCACGGCAAAGCAAACUAUCUCACCGGGCAGUGCAGCAAGCAAAGAGUCUGAAAAAUUCAGGACUACCAAGGGGAGCCCUUCCCAGGCCUUCCCCAAGCCCAUCACCGCGGAGAAAGCGAGCACCCACGGCCUCUCCGCUCCUCAGGAGGGGAGGGAAGCUGGCCAUGCGUCACCUUCUAGUUCCUGUGGACAGAGCACUGGUAACGGAGCCGUCCAGCUCCCCCAGCAACAGCAGCAUAGUCAUCCCAACACUGCCACGGUGGCUCCCUUCAUUUACAGAGCACAUUCAGAAAAUGAAGGCACCUCUUUACCAUCUGCUGAUUCCUGUACCAGCCCCACAAAGAUAGACUCUUCAUAUAAUAAGACGGCUAAGCAGUGCCUAGAAGAGAUAUCUGGUGAGGACCCUGAAGCCAGAAGAAUGCGCACAGUCAAGAACAUAGCAGAUCUGAGGCAGAACUUGGAAGAGACGAUGUCCAGUCUUCGUGGGACCCAAAUAAGCCACAGCACCCUGGAGACAACAUUUGAUACUACUGUGACAACUGAAGUGAAUGGAAGGACCAUCCCCAACCUCACAAGCCGACCCACUCCCAUGACCUGGAGACUGGGGCAGGCAUGUCCUCGUCUUCAGGCCGGAGAUGCCCCCUCCAUGGGCGCUGGAUACCCUCGAAGCGGUACCAGCCGAUUCAUCCACACAGACCCCUCCAGGUUCAUGUAUACAACACCCCUCCGCAGAGCCGCUGUCUCUCGCCUGGGAAACAUGUCACAAAUAGAUAUGAGUGAGAAAGCCAGCAGCGACCUGGAUGUGUCUUCUGACGUGGAUGUUGGUGGAUACAUGAGUGAUGGUGAUAUCCUGGGGAAGAGUCUGAGAGCUGAUGAUAUCAACAGUGGGUACAUGACAGAUGGUGGGCUUAGCCUAUAUACCAGAAGUCUGAACCGAGUACCAGAUACAGCAACUUCCAGGGAUGUCACACAGAGAGGAGUUCACGAUGUGACAGUGGAUGCAGACAGCUGGGACGACAGCAGUUCAGUGAGCAGCGGUCUCAGUGAUACCCUUGAUAACAUCAGCACAGAUGACCUGAACACCACGUCCUCCAUCAGCUCUUACUCCAACAUCACUGUCCCCUCCAGGAAGAACACUCAGCUGAAAACAGAUGCAGAGAAACGUUCAACGGCCGAUGAGACCUGGGAUAGUCCAGAGGAGCUGAAGAAGACGGAAGAAGAUUUUGACAGCCACGGUGAUGGAGGUGCCAAGUGGAAGGGUGCUGCAACCUCUGGACUUGCUGAAGACUCCUCUGAGAAGACAGGGCAGAAAGCGGGCCUGUCUGUGUCUCAGACUGGCUCCUGGAGGAGGGGCAUGUCUGCCCAGGGAGGGACACCAGCUAGGCAGAAAACCAACACGAGUGCACUGAAGACUCCUGGGAAGACAGAUGAUGCCAAAGCUUCAGAGAAAGGGAAAACCCCCCUGAAAGGAUCAUCCUUGCAAAGGUCUCCUUCAGAUGCAGGGAAAAGCAGUGGAGAUGAAGGGAAAAAGCCACCCUCGGGCAUUGGAAGAUCGUCAGCCAGCAAUUCUUUUGGAUAUAAGAAGACAAGUGGUGUAGGGUCGUCCUCCACUAUGAUUACCAGCAGCGGUGCCACCAUAACCAGCGGCUCAGCUACAUUGGGAAAAAUCCCCAAAUCAGCUGCCAUUGGUGGGAAGUCAAAUGCAGGAAGGAAAACCAGCUUAGAUGGAUCCCAGAAUCAAGACGAUGUUGUCCUGCACGUGAGCUCCAAGACCACCCUCCAGUACCGCAGCUUGCCCCGCCCUUCCAAGUCCAGCACCAGCGGUAUCCCCGGGCGAGGUGGCCACCGAUCCAGUACCAGCAGCAUUGAUUCCAAUGUCAGCAGCAAGUCAGCCGGGGCCACCACCUCCAAACUGAGAGAACCCACUAAGAUCGGCUCAGGGCGCUCGAGUCCAGUCACUGUCAACCAAACAGACAAAGAGAAGGAGAAAGUAGCAGUCUCAGAUUCAGAGAGUGUUUCUUUGUCAGGGUCCCCCAAAUCCAGCCCCACCUCUGCCAGUGCCUGUGGUACACAAGGGCUCAGACAGCCAGGGUCCAAAUAUCCAGAUAUUGCCUCACCUACAUUUCGAAGGUUGUUUGGUGCCAAGGCAGGUGGCAAAUCUGCCUCUGCACCUAAUACUGAGGGUGUGAAAUCCUCCUCAGUACUGCCCAGCCCUAGUACCUCAUUAGCGCGACAAGGCAGUCUGGAGUCACCGUCGUCUGGUACGGGCAGCAUGGGCAGUGCUGGCGGGCUAAGCGGCAGCAGCAGCCCUCUCUUCAAUAAGCCCUCAGACUUAACUACAGAUGUUAUAAGCUUAAGUCACUCCUUGGCUUCCAGCCCAGCAUCGGUUCACUCUUUCACAUCGGGUGGUCUUGUGUGGGCUGCCAAUCUGAGCACUUCCUCUACAGGCAGCAAGGACACUCCGAGUUACCAGUCCAUGACUAGUCUCCAUACGAGCUCUGAGUCAAUUGACCUGCCCCUCAGCCAUCAUGGCUCCCUGUCUGGACUGACCACAGGCACUCACGAGGUGCAGAGCCUGCUCAUGAGAACGGGUAGUGUGAGAUCUACUCUCUCAGAAAGCAUGCAGCUUGACAGAAAUACACUACCCAAAAAGGGACUAAGAUACACCCCAUCAUCUCGGCAGGCCAACCAAGAAGAAGGCAAGGAGUGGCUACGUUCCCAUUCUACCGGAGGGCUGCAGGAUACUGGCAACCAGUCUCCCCUGGUCUCCCCGUCGGCCAUGUCAUCUUCAGCCACAGGAAAAUACCACUUCUCCAACUUGGUGAGUCCUACCAACCUGUCUCAAUUUAACCUUCCUGGGCCCAGUAUGAUGCGCUCCAACAGCAUUCCCGCCCAAGACUCCUCCUUUGACCUCUAUGAUGAUGCCCAGCUUUGCGGUAGUGCCACUUCUCUGGAGGAAAGACCACGUGCAAUCAGCCAUUCGGGCUCAUUCAGAGACAGCAUGGAAGAAGUUCAUGGUUCUUCGCUGUCACUGGUCUCUAGCACAUCUUCUCUGUACUCUACGGCUGAAGAAAAGGCACAUUCAGAGCAAAUCCAUAAGCUACGGAGAGAACUCGUGGCAUCCCAGGAGAAAGUCGCUACCCUCACAUCUCAGCUGUCGGCAAAUGCUCACCUCGUAGCAGCUUUUGAAAAGAGUUUAGGGAAUAUGACUGGCCGAUUGCAGAGUCUGACCAUGACAGCGGAACAAAAGGAGUCUGAACUUAUAGAACUACGGGAAACCAUUGAAAUGCUGAAAGCCCAGAACUCUGCUGCCCAGGCAGCCAUUCAGGGUGCACUGAAUGGCCCAGACCACCCUCCCAAAGAUCUCCGCAUCAGAAGACAGCAUUCCUCUGAAAGUGUUUCUAGUAUCAACAGCGCUACAAGCCACUCCAGUAUUGGCAGUGGUAACGAUGCCGACUCCAAGAAAAAGAAAAAGAAAAACUGGCUGAGAAGCUCUUUCAAACAAGCGUUUGGGAAGAAAAAGUCCACCAAGCCACCAUCCUCACAUUCAGACAUCGAAGAGCUGACAGAUUCCUCCCUGCCAGCAUCCCCCAAGCUACCCCACAAUGCCGGUGACUGUGGCUCUACAUCCAUGAAGCCCUCCCAGUCAGCCUCAGCGAUCUGUGAAUGUACCGAGGCUGAGGCAGAGAUCAUUCUGCAGUUGAAGAGCGAGCUCAGAGAAAAGGAGUUAAAAUUAACAGAUAUAAGGCUGGAGGCCCUCAGCUCAGCGCAUCAUCUUGAUCAGAUCCGGGAAGCCAUGAACCGGAUGCAGAAUGAAAUUGAAAUAUUGAAAGCUGAAAAUGACCGGUUGAAAGCAGAGACCGGUAACACUGCUAAACCUGCUCGGCCUCCCUCUGAAUCCUCAAGCACUGCAUCAUCUUCUUCUUCUCGCCAGUCCUUAGGGCUUUCGCUCAACAACCUGAACAUCACAGAGUCUGUUACCUCAGAUAUUUUGCUAGAUGACACUGGUGAUGCAACUGGACAUAAGGAUGGCCGCAGUGUGAAGAUUAUAGUCUCCAUAAGCAAGGGCUAUGGUCGAGCAAAGGACCAGAAGUCUCAGGCAUAUUUGAUAGGAUCCAUUGGUGUUAGUGGAAAAACUAAAUGGGAUGUCUUAGAUGGUGUCAUUAGGCGUCUGUUUAAGGAAUAUGUGUUCCGGAUUGAUACAUCCUCUAGUCUUGGUCUGAGCUCUGACUGUAUUGCUAGCUACUGUAUAGGAGAUUUAAUUAGAUCCCAUAACCUAGAAGUGCCUGAACUGCUACCUUGUGGAUACCUGGUUGGAGAUAAUAAUAUUAUCACUGUGAACCUGAAAGGGGUAGAAGAAAAUAGUCUGGACAGUUUUGUUUUUGAUACACUGAUCCCUAAACCAAUCACCCAAAGGUACUUUAACUUGCUGAUGGAGCACCACAGAAUUAUACUCUCAGGACCGAGUGGUACUGGAAAGACCUAUUUAGCCAACAAACUUGCUGAAUAUGUAAUAGCCAAAUCUGGGAGGAAAAAAACAGAGGAUGCAAUUGCUACUUUCAAUGUGGACCACAAGUCAAGUAAGGAAUUGCAGCAGUAUCUUGCCAACCUGGCUGAGCAGUGCAGUGCUGACAAUAAUGGUGUGGAGCUCCCUGUGGUCAUAAUUCUGGAUAAUCUUCACCAUGUGGGCUCUCUGAGUGAUAUCUUCAAUGGUUUCCUCAAUUGUAAAUACAACAAAUGUCCUUAUAUUAUUGGCACAAUGAAUCAGGGAGUCUCUUCAUCACCAAAUUUAGAGCUACAUCACAAUUUCAGGUGGGUAUUGUGUUCAAACCACACAGAACCUGUGAAAGGCUUCUUAGGCAGGUAUCUUCGAAGGAAACUGAUAGAGAUGGAAAUUGAAAGGAAUAUACGCAAUAAUGACCUAGUGAAAAUCAUAGAUUGGAUUCCAAAGACAUGGCAUCAUCUCAACAGUUUUUUGGAAACACAUAGCUCUUCUGAUGUCACUAUCGGUCCACGGCUUUUCCUUCCUUGCCCCAUGGAUGUAGAAGGUUCUAGGGUGUGGUUCAUGGACCUCUGGAAUUAUUCCUUGGUACCUUAUGUUCUGGAGGCAGUGAGGGAAGGCCUUCAGAUGUACGGGAAACGGGCACCGUGGGCAGAUCCGUCCAAGUGGGUCCUUGAGACGUACCCGUGGAAUCCUGUAUCCCUGCCUCAGGAGGGUCCGGCCCUGCUGCAGGUGCGGCCGGAAGAUGUGGGGUACGAGGGCUGUACGUCUGCGAAGGAAGCCACAGCGUCAAAGCGCGUUCCCCAGACGGACACAGAAGGGGACCCCUUGAUGAAUAUGCUAAUGAAACUCCAGGAAGCAGCCAACUACUCGGGCACACAAAGCUGUGACAGCGAUAGCAUCCACCACCAUGAAGACAUUUUGGAUUCAUCUCUUGAAUCCACCCUCUGAAGGGUGAAAAGAGUUAGGCGAAGGACGAUGCUUUUAAAAGGUGUUUUAAAAGACAGGUAUUGUCACUAAACCACUGCCAGUAUGAUAAGUCCCCUUGUCAGGGCCCUGACCCAAAGUCUAGAGUCGUGCGGCCUCCAAGGAGGCAGCAGAAUUAAGUUGCAAUGGCCAGGAUGCUAAGUUGAAAUGGGAACUUAGUUUAUUCUAUUCCUAGGCAUUUUUAUAACCAUAAAGUGAGCAAGGGCUCCACAGCACAACUGGAAAGGACCCUAAGGACAGGGCAUCUGAGUAGAUUGCACACGGGAUAGCAGGCUGGACUUUAGUUUCUUCCUCUUUCAAAGUUUACAAUGCAGGACUUACUUUUUUUUUCCUUUUCCUUUCUUUUUUUUUGUGCCUUUCUUUUGUUUCCUCUGAGGGGCUGCCCUCCUCAGGCAGGGUCCACUCUUCUGAUCCACGCCACUGCCUUUGUGCCGCAUGGUGCUGGUGACAGGGCUCCGGUAGUGUUUGCGGUGUGUGUUCACUCCAUGGCAGAAUGAAUGGAAGAGGCCAGUCCUCUCCAGAAGCACAAAGGGGAUUGUACAACCACCAGAAAAACACUACUGUGGUGGCGGCAAAUGGGAAGGGCCAGCUUUCCUUCUAACCGCUGCGCUCUUCC